This is a messenger RNA of Geodia barretti, 1191 nucleotides long. Lineage: Eukaryota; Metazoa; Porifera; Demospongiae; Tetractinellida; Geodiidae. The record is from the annotation of a GenBank genome assembly.
AUGAAACCAUUGGAUGGCAUCAAGGUGCUCGACCUUACCCGCGCCCUGGCCGGACCUUUCUGCACCCUGAUGCUCGGAGAUUACGGCGCCGAUGUCAUCAAAAUCGAAAUGCCCGGUAGCGGGGAUGACACCCGCAAGUGGGGUCCCCCCUUCAUCGGUGAAGAAUCCGCCUACUUCCUGUCCGUUAACCGCAAUAAGCGCAGCCUCACGCUCAAUCUUCGCGACGAGAAGGCGCAGCAGGUUUUUCUUAAGCUCGCUGCUGACGCCGAUGUGGUGGUAGAAAAUUUCACCCCGGGCGUGAUGGGUCGCUUCAACCUGGACUACGACACCAUUAAGCAGGUGAACCCCGGCGUCGUCUAUUGCUCCAUCUCCGGGUUCGGCGCCACCGGGCCGUAUCAGAGCCGCCCCGCCUACGAUCAGAUCAUGCAGGGUAUCAGCGGCAUCAUGAGCAUCACCGGCGACCUGGGCGGCGAUCCGCAGAAGGUGGGCAUCGCCGUUGCCGACAUCGGCGCCGGCAUGUGGGCCGCUUUCGCCAUCAUGACCGCUCUGUUCCACCGGGCUGGCUCCGACGGCAAGGGUCAAAAUAUCGACCUGUCCAUGCUGGAUUCCCAGGUUGCCUGGAUGACCUACCAGGCCGGCUAUUACUUCGCCACCGGCCAGGCUCCGCAACGCCUCGGCGCUGCCCAUCCCACGCUGGUGCCCUAUCAGGCGUUCAUGGGCAAAGAUGGCAAAUAUUUCAACGUCGCUGUGGGCUCCGAUCGCCUGUGGGACCGCUUCUGCCAGGGCAUCGAUCGAAUGGACUUGCACGAGAACCCCAACUACAUCGAUAACGGCGCCCGGGUCAACCACCGUUCGGAGUUGGUGCCCCUGCUGCAGGAAUUCUUCCUCGCCCGCGAUGCCGACGAUUGGGUCACCGAUCUGCAAGCCGUCAGCGUUCCCGCCGGGCCUAUCAAUGACUUGGCCGACGUGUUCAGCGACCCACAGGUUAUCCACCGUGAAAUGCUGCUGGAAAUGACCCAUCCAACGCUGGGCGUCAUCAAACAAACGGGUCUGCCCAUCAAAUUCUCCGAAACACCCGGCGGCCUCGACAAACCCCCACCAUUGCUUGGCGAACACAACGGCGAGAUAUUAACGUCGCUGGGGUAUUCAACCUCCGAAGUUGAAAACAUGGUUGCCGCUGGCGUGAUCUGA